Messenger RNA from Lagopus muta (rock ptarmigan), 5594 nucleotides. It is a transcript of the gene MAF, whose product is annotated as MAF bZIP transcription factor. The transcript is spliced from 2 exons. The record is from RefSeq and is a predicted model, not a curated record. Gene Ontology annotation, biological process: regulation of transcription by RNA polymerase II. Lineage: Eukaryota; Metazoa; Chordata; Aves; Galliformes; Phasianidae. Gene Ontology annotation, cellular component: nucleus. The coding region runs from base 513 to 1634 and encodes 373 amino acids. Gene Ontology annotation, molecular function: RNA polymerase II cis-regulatory region sequence-specific DNA binding; DNA-binding transcription factor activity, RNA polymerase II-specific.
GUUAUUUUGGUUGCGAUAUAUCGACUUUGAUUUGAUUUUUUUUUUUUUUUUUGUCUUCGGUCUCUUCUCCCUCCUCCUUCCCCCGAUGAGCUUCUCUCCUCGCUCUGCACUUUGCACGAGAAAGCGCAGAGGAAAGGCACCAUGAAGUGUUAAAAAUAACAAAACAAAAGCAAAAAAAAAAAAAAGAGAGAGAGAGAGGAAAAAAAUUUCCUCGCAACAACACCCGCGAACGCUUCCAGCUGCAGUUUGCGAGAGAGAAAGAGAGAGAAGGGAGGAAAGAGCCGUGCGUGCAGAAGGCGCAGAGCCCCUCGCUCUGAUGCAGCAGCGGCAGCGGAGGCUCUGCAGGGGAUAACGCGGAGCGGGCGGAGCGCGGCGCGGCGCGGCGGAGGAACGGACGGACGGACGGGCGGACGGACGGACGGACAGCAAAGCUGGCUCACCCGGCGGCAGCGCAGAGCAGCGCCCUCGCUCCCGGAGCGCACCCUUUCUGGAGGACUGUCAGCAGCAAAAGGAUGGCAUCAGAACUGGCAAUGAGCGGCUCCGACCUGCCCACCAGUCCCCUGGCCAUGGAAUAUGUUAAUGACUUCGAUCUGAUGAAGUUUGAAGUGAAAAAGGAGCCGGUGGAGACCGAUCGCAUUAUCAGCCAGUGCGGCCGCUUGAUCGCCGGGGGAUCGCUCUCUUCCACCCCGAUGAGCACGCCCUGCAGCUCGGUGCCCCCGUCCCCCAGCUUCUCGGCGCCCAGCCCCGGCUCCGGCACCGACCAGAAGACCCACCUGGAAGACUACUACUGGAUGACGGGCUACCCGCAGCAGCUCAACCCCGAGGCGCUGGGCUUCAGCCCCGAGGACGCGGUGGAGGCGCUGAUCAACAGCAGCCACCACCCGCUGCCCGGCGCCUUCGAUGGCUAUGCUAGAGGGCAGCAGCUGGCCGCGGCCGCCGGCGGCUCGGUGCCGGCCGAGGAGAUGGGCUCGGCGGCCGCCGUGGUGUCGGCGGUGAUCGCCGCGGCGGCGGCGCAGGGCGGCGCGCCCCACUACCACCACCACCACCACCACCCGCACCACGGCGGCGGCGGCGGCGGCGGCGGACACCCCCACGGCGCGGCGCCGGGCAGCGCGCCGCCCUCCUCCGCCUCCUCCUCGGCCGCGGGCUCCGGAGGCGGCGGCGGCGGCGGCGGAGGCGCCGGGGGGCUGCACCACCCGCACCACGGAGGAGGAGGCGGCGGCGGCGGCCUGCACUUCGACGACCGCUUCUCCGACGAGCAGCUGGUCACCAUGUCGGUGCGGGAGCUGAACCGGCAGCUGCGGGGCGUCAGCAAGGAAGAGGUGAUCCGGCUGAAGCAGAAGAGGAGGACCCUCAAAAACAGGGGCUAUGCCCAGUCCUGCCGCUUCAAGAGGGUCCAGCAGCGGCACGUCCUGGAGUCGGAGAAGAACCAGCUGCUGCAGCAAGUGGAGCACCUAAAGCAGGAGAUCUCCAGGCUGGUCCGGGAGAGGGACGCCUACAAGGAAAAGUACGAGAAGCUGGUCAGCAAUGGCUUCCGAGAAAACGGAUCCAGCAGCGACAACCCCUCCUCUCCAGAGUUUUUCAUCACGUUGUGCACAGUCCCCUCUGGCAGAGCAGCGCUGGCGGAGCAUUGAGGCUGGUUGAGGAGCUGACCUCGGUGAUAGGAAGGAGGGAGAUGGGAAAGGAAUAGCGCUGUGCGGACGCGACGUUGCCACCCGUUAGAAACCAGGUAGAUGGGAACCGUGGGCUCCCAGGUGCUGUGCAGACCUCGGUUGGGUGCAUCGCUGUGAGGCCCCAGCGGGAGGGCUGCCCCGCCAGCCUGGCACGGCCCCCAGGAUUUGGGCUGCUUGGUGAUGGGGCGAAGCCAAAGGGAGCACUUUGCAUCCUCGUCCCGUCGCAUCCCAGCAGAGCGUGCCUGUCUUGGGUCGGGGAUGGCAGCUCAUCAGGCUUGGCGUGUCACAGAGCUACGGAGCGUUAGAGCAGAAGCACUUCUUGCCAUUGAGGCCCAUGAUGCCUCCUUUUACCUUUCUUUGCUUUCCCCCCUGUUCCACACCAUUCUUUUGUUCACCUGGUGGGUUUUUUUUGUUUGUUUGUUUGUUUUGUUUCGGUCAUUUUUUUCAAAUUUUUGCUACAGGCCUUAGAGAGCCCAGAGUGAGCCAAAGGAUUCAAAGGGCUUCCUCCAAGUUUUGCAGUCGGCCCCAGCAGUCAACGUGCUGGAAGCGGUGCGCUCCCCGAGCCCCUCUGUGCUCAGUUCCCUCUGUCAUCCCCAUGUCAUCCCCAUGUCAGAGGGGACUGAGGCUCUGUGGGCCGCUCAGCCCCUGCUGACUCAGUGCAGCCUUUCCAGGAGCCUGCAAGGAGGCUGUUCUGGGCCUCUCCCACCUCGGAGAGUGCUAAAGCCUCUCCGAAGAAUGCUGCAGCCCCUCUGGGACAAUGGCUCUAUCUCAAAAUCCAGGCUCGGCAACCCAGUGCAGUUUUAAUUUUUUCCCCCUUUUAUCCCUCCGCUUCCUACUGUUGAUCUUCCCAGCUUUAAAAACAAAAGCAUCUAUUAGGCUCCUCUGCCUAGUGCCCACCCUGCCCCGUGCAGCCUUGAGCCCCCUGAGCUGUGCGUCUCCCCUGCUAUGGGUCAGACCAAUGCCACCACCGUGGUCUCCAGCAGUGAUGCUGCACUGCGCCCCUCCCCAGCGCCCUUUGGCAUCUGACCUUCUGUUGCACUGGGGUUUGAGUAAUGGUUCAAGCUCCAGACUCUGGUUAAUUGGAGUUCCACUUUCUGGUUAAUGUGUAAGCUCUGGGUAAACUGUUUGCUAUUGGCUGAUCAGAGAAUUAUCUCCUCUCAUAAAGACAGGGGUUCUUUAUUUAUUUUUUAAUUCUUCUCCCACCUCACCGGGCUGAACCUGUACUGAUGCACAGAUUUAUUCGCAGGGGUGCUCAGCUCCUCAAAGGGCUCCUAGAGGGCUCUGUAUGGGGAUGGGGUGAAGGCAGUGCAACCCUGAGGCCCUGCGUGGGACCACUCCUGGUCCUUGGGCUGCUGUUGAACAGGGUUAGGGCAGGGUUAGGGUGUGAGAUAGGUGAGAGUCGGGGAGCAGUUCGAACAGCGAUAAGAAAAAUCCUUCCUAGAAAUAGACUGAGUGCAAAAGGGAAAAUUCCUAUCGCACACCCAAGCUGAGGGGAAGGAGCUUUGCAUCUCUCCCGGUUUUGCAUAUUACUAUGCAUUGCAAUCUUUCUUUACGAAUAGGAAAUAACGCAGCCUUCGCUGGACUGCAUGUGAGUUUCAGCCCAAAACACACCAACUUCCCAAGGGAAGGGGAAAAGCAACCAGAAGCACACAGCGCUGCUGCUAACACCAAGCUCUAUCAGUUGGGGCUCUAUCAGUCAUGACAGGGGAGCACCCACCUUUGCUGCAGGACUGCUUUCCGAGGACUCACGGAGCCGCUCCGCUCUGAACGGCACUCAUUAAUCAGUGAAUCGCCCCUGGCUAGGGUCUGGCUGCCCUCCUGUCCCCCUCGGGGUGCAGCACUGGGGCAGCUGGGUGCUGCCGUGCCGCAGGGUCCACUGCCAUCACAGCCCUGCGAUGUGUCCCCAUUCAGCUACAAAGAACUUCCAUGUGACCGCUGCCGGGAGAUGCCUGCAGCCCCGUGCUGGCUCUGAGCACAGCACACAUCCCUCCACCCCACCCCACGGCAUCCUCUACCUUUAUUUUAAUUAUUUUUCCUAAAACAAAGCAAACCCCUCUUCCCCGAGCGUCCCCGCGCUCGUGCCUCACCAUUUUCCCUGCCUGAAAAAAAGCAGCAUCCCAGAGAGCAUCCGAAAGAAGGGAGGGAGUUCUGCAAGCCCCCUCACCACUUCCCUGUGUCAGAAGGUCCUCUUUGCCCUUUUCAGAGCUCGAGAAUGUGUCUGCUGAAUCAGAACGCCACGCAGCACUACCCCCUGUGAAACGUGGCAGGAGAUUUGAAGCGCGCAAAGCACGCUUUCCCAGCUCCUCUGCUUUCUGAGAGCCUCAGUGCAGCUGUUUCCCUCUGCUCAGCGCAUAGGAAGUUCUCGAUCGAGAAUCAUUCAUAAUUUUAAUACCAAUUUCUAUUUGACAUAACAUACUAAUAUGAGAUACAGAGUGUAGCUGCUUCCUGGAUUUAGGGAGGAAAUGAUGCAUAUAUCAGAAUUAUCUGCUCAGAUGCCAGAAGUACAUCGGUAUCCUUUCAGCGUGUGCUGCGCGGAGAGGAAAUCCUCUAUUUAUUGCUCCCAUCACCAGAGGAGCUCAGUGGACCCUGUGUUUCUGACACCUGUUCCGAUGGACGGACUGAACAUUUCACACAGGAGAGGGGAAAAAAAAAAGCAACGUGACACAGUGCUGGGAGCUCAGGUUUUUAGCAAACUUUCUUCGCUCUUUCAGAAUCACAGAGGUGGGGUUGUGAAGGGCCCGUCUGUUGCAGCUAUGGCGAGAGCCAUGCUUGCUUGGCUGGGACAAGACCCAGUCCUAAUUGCAGUGCCUCCGCUCCUGCAUUGCACACCAGGAUGCACAGAGCUGAGCGGCUUUUGGAGAGGGAGCAUUCGAGCACUGUGUGAAUGCUGCUUAACUGAUGAAUUCUGGGGAGCUCAGCAGAUAAAAAUCAAUGGAUUAAAGCCCCGCACACCUCCCCGCUUUUCAUUCUUGCCUGCCUGAAAUUGUGGGGGAGGACUGAGAAUAGCGUUUGUCAUUCUUGGAGGGCGAAGAGCAUUCAGAUUGGUGAGCUCAAAGCCAGCACGGUGUAAAAAUAGCCCAGGAUGUGACUUAACUUUGCAAGUGCAAAGCAAAGGGCCGGGGCUUAGUGGGCCCUGUGUAGGGCUGGAGGCAGCCUCAGCCCCAGCAGGUCAACACGAGCCGGCACAGCAUGACAGCAUCUCAGUGCCCCGAUGCACUUGAUCUUAUCACUCCAAAACACUCAUUUUCUAUCUACGCUGCUGUUCCAACUUUUAAAAAAUGUGUAUUUUUAAUUUCCUUUUUGUUUCCCGAGUUCCCUCUUUUAAAUCAGUGUCCUCUGAUGCAGCAGAGGGGUGCCGCUCUGUGGUCACAGUGUGGGGAGGGGGACGGGGAUAGCACUGCCUCCCCCCUGUUCACACUGGAGCCCUGUGGAUGUGCUUUGCUUUGCUUUUUCUCCUGCAAUGCAUUGCACGGAGGCAAUUGAAACCAGAGCAGAAGUUCGCUGGAAGUGGUGCUUUUGCACCACGACGAAGAAAAGUUUUCCAGCCAACAAAUUGAGCGGUGUCUUUCCAUUUCCAGCAGGGUAGGGAAUGCUCGCAGCAGCAUUUCCACUUUCCUGGCAGAAAUGUCGGUGCUGCAUAUGAAGGCAGUUACCUGUGCAUCCCAAGGAACGAGCACAGGGACACGCACUUCUGUCCGGGAGCACCUUUGGGGUCAGUGCUGCCACAGAUUGGAGCAGCCUGGAAAUAACCUGCUCAGCAGUGAGGUGUCUGUGUAACAGCAUUGCAUCCGUCCCGCUGCCCGCGUCACCUCCCAGGCUUUGGGGGCUGUGCUGUGGGGAGGGAGUGCCUUGCCCAGAUGUGCACACACAUGCACAUACACACACACGUGUUGGGGUGCUGCCCCAGCCGGGGGUGUCACA